AGAGGUCUCCAUUUGCACCAACUCUGGCCAAGGCACUUAGGGACAGGGUGUUUGGUGUGGAUGAUUCUGAGAGACAAUUGCAUAUAAUUUACCUUGCCAAUGACAUUCUAUUUGACAGCUUGUAGCGUAGGAUCAACCCUCAUGAGCUUGAUAACGAGGCACUUGCAUUUAAGCCUGUUUUAGGUUCCAUGCUUGCCAGGAUUUACCACAACCUUCAAAACAAGGAGGAAAAUCAAUCACGAUUGUAGAAAAUUUUACAGUUCUGGGCUUCCAAGGAAGUCUAUGAUCAUGUCACUAUUCAUGCGCUUGAGAAUGAGUUGAUUGGUGGACCACCAACGAAUUUCUUUCCAAUAUUUGGUGGUUUCUACCAUCAGAUAUUUGUUUCUUCUUUUUUCAAGUUACCAUUAUAAUAAGCUUUCAUUCACUGUUUGUUUACUUGUUCAGGAAGCGGAAAAACUUACACUAUGAAGCCAUUGCCCCUUAAGGCCUCUCGAGAUAUCUUGAAGCUGAUGCACCAUACUUACUGGAACCAGGGCUUUCAGUUGUUUUUCAGCUUCUUUGAGAUAUAUAUAUAUGGAGGAAAACUUUUUGAUCUCCUCAGCGAUAGGAAGAAACUUUGCAUGAGAGAGGAUGGUAAACAGCAAGUUUGUGUUGUUGGUUUGCAACAGUGCAAAGUGUCAGAUGUGGAGACAAUCCAGGAGCUCAUAGAGAAGGAAAAUGCUACAAGAAGUGCAGGCACAACCGGUGCAAAUGAGGAAUCAUCAUGUUCACAUGCCAUUCUUCAGCUUGCAAUUCAAAGGUCAGCUGAUGGCAGUGAAUCUAAGCCUUUUGGCAAGCUCUCCUUCAUAGAGUCUUGCUGGAAGUGAAUAAGGUGCAGAUACU
This is a messenger RNA of Camellia sinensis, 882 nucleotides long. NCBI's taxonomy places the organism in Eukaryota, Viridiplantae, Streptophyta, Magnoliopsida, Ericales, Theaceae. The record is from RefSeq and is a predicted model, not a curated record.